This is a messenger RNA of Guillardia theta CCMP2712, 267 nucleotides long. RefSeq lists its product as hypothetical. The coding region runs from base 1 to 267 and encodes 88 amino acids. The record is from RefSeq and is a predicted model, not a curated record. NCBI's taxonomy places the organism in Eukaryota, Cryptophyceae, Pyrenomonadales, Geminigeraceae. The transcript is spliced from 3 exons.
AUGCGACUCCAUAAGUUCCUGGUCAUCUACGGUGUUGUCAUCACUGUGCGGUUCGCUAUGAUCUACACCCAUGACAUGCUGCUCAUUCUCACCCAGACCUUGCAGAUGUACAACUACCAUGGGAGUUCAAGAAUGACCGCCCUUGUCGCUCUUUCUUCAUGCCCGAAGUGGCAGCGGGCCUGCCCAUACGGCUUGCCGCAGCAUUUCAAACUAUGCUGGGAUUCCGAAUUAGCGCAGAGACAAUUCUGGUCUUAUUGCAAAUCGUGA